Plasmodium gonderi is the source of this 768-nucleotide messenger RNA. RefSeq names its product Plasmodium exported protein, unknown function. The record is from RefSeq and is a predicted model, not a curated record. Bases 1 to 768 code for a protein of 255 amino acids. Lineage: Eukaryota; Apicomplexa; Aconoidasida; Haemosporida; Plasmodiidae. The transcript is spliced from 2 exons.
AUGGCAGCAUUACUUCAGUUUGUCUUUUUCAUUAAAAUUCAUAUUAUAUUAUUUUUUAUAUGGAUAUACCAUUGUCACAAUGAUGACAAACCUCACAUUAAAUCAAUAGAAAAUUUUAGAAGCCCUGAUGCAUCAUUAGCUUUAAGGAGAAAUCGAUUAUUAUGGAAAAUUAAUAUUAAAAAAAAAAAUAAGAGCGAAGAAUUAAACGAGAGCAAAAACGGUGAUAUGAACACCAUGGAUUUAAAUAACAAUAUAAAAAUGCACAAUAUUACGUAUAGUGAUCAAGAUCAUAUUAAAUCAUUAAAAGAAAAUAAAAAGAAAGAAAAAUUUGCAAAAAAAGAAUUAAAAAAAUCAUUAAUGCGUAAAAUGAAAUCCCAGAAAGUGUAUAAAAGAAAAAGACCUAAAUUAUAUAAUAUUUUUGCACUGAUAGAUUUCUAUAUUGAAAAAAAAAUAUUUUAUAGAAUGUGUAAGAUACACAAUUUGAUUAAACGCAGGAAUAUAAAUAAAAAAACAAAUGGAAUCCAUCAAUACAAAAACAUCAUAAUUAUAUUUUCUUUGCCUCUGAUCAUUUUUGCCUCAGGAUCUAUUUUUUUUCCUUUAAUGUCUUACGUAUUUAAUGAUAACAAAAAUUUAAUUUUUGGCACAUUGGUUUCUUGUGUGAUAUCAUUAUUGAUACUCGUAUAUAUUUUAAGAAAAAUUUUAAUAUGUCGUAAAUUACUUAAAUCCGAAGAAAAAAAUAAUAUAAUUGAAUAUAUUUAUUCUUUAUGA